Molecule: messenger RNA, 629 nt
Organism: Suillus subaureus
Lineage: Eukaryota; Fungi; Basidiomycota; Agaricomycetes; Boletales; Suillaceae
Exons: 5
Coding region: 38-412 (124 amino acids)
Biological process (GO): transcription initiation at RNA polymerase II promoter; transcription-coupled nucleotide-excision repair; maintenance of transcriptional fidelity during transcription elongation by RNA polymerase II
Cellular component (GO): RNA polymerase II, core complex
Molecular function (GO): nucleic acid binding; zinc ion binding; DNA-directed RNA polymerase activity
Source: RefSeq, a predicted model, not a curated record
GCCUUGACUCAGGCUAACACUCAGCUCAACACUUGCGAUGGCAUCACUCCACUUCUGCUCAGAGUGUAAUAAUUUGCUUUACCCAAAGGCUGACACUGGGCGUCGUAUUAUGGUUUACGCCUGCAGAAUAUGUAGCGAAGAGGAGAUCGGCGAGAACAAGUGUGUCUAUAGGAAUGAUUUACUAACGGUUACCAAGGAACAAGUGGGAAUUACUACCGACCUCGGAUCAGAUCCCACAUUGGCACACUCAAAUAUAACAUGUCCGCAUUGUGGCCAAGACGACGCCGUUUUCUACCAGGAUCAGUCAAAACGAAAGGAGACCCGCAUGAUUCUGUUCUUCGUGUGUACCAAGUGCAACCACAGUUUUACAGACCCUUCGCUCCCGCAAGACAAUCGACCUGACACCUCCUGACACUUGAAGCUUAAUCGUUAUCAGUUGCAUACAUUUCGCACAAUCUGUAAUCUACCUCCCUUGAUAAUCGGUUCCUCUCUAGCAUCAUCGAGCAUUGUGACGCCAUACAUAACAUAAGAACAGGGGUCAGGCCAGUCCAGAGGUAAAUCAAAUGUCGUACUGCUUCCAUGGUGUGCCUUGGCUGGUUUCCAAAAAAUGUACCUUGACUAUCUUGACA